UACACGUCACAGUCCGAGAUCUGCUGCAUACCUAUCGCCUCGAUUGUGCCUCCUGAUUUGCAGCACAUUGCGUCUGCUGCAAGGACAAGCCACAAGCCCCGUUGGUCCUCUCAUGUCCGUCGUGUCCGCCCUGCGCGGCGCCGGCCGGCAGCUCUCCACCUCCACCGCCACCCUGUCCGCCCUGCGGGGCGCACGCCGGCAGCUCUCCACUUCCACUUCCACCGCCGCCCCAUCCGCCCUGCGCGGCGCCGGCCGGCGGCAGCUCUACACUUCAACCAUCGCCUCGAGGGCGAGCGGCGCCUGCGUGUUCCAGAUCAAGGACUACACGGACAUCAAGAGGAUUUUGGGCGUCGGGCAGGACACGACAUCAGACGACUUCUACGUCGGCGACUAUAGAUUUCGCAUCCUGUGCUGCCCAAACGGCUCCAGCGAGAUGUACGAGGGCUACGUCUCCGUCUUCCUCGAGUAUCUCAGCCAUGCCAGCCACGCAAAGACCGGGGAUACCAUGGCAAAGGUGGAGCUGAGCAUACUCGACCAAGCCUCCAAGCCAUCGCACACACAAACCAAAGCAGAUUACCGCUUCUCCAACGCCACUUCCCUCAACUGGGGCUGGAGAGACUUCAUCAAGCACGAGGAUCUGGACGAGGAGAAGCAUCUCAAGGACGAUUGCCUGACCAUCCUGUGCGACGUCACCGUCACCGCACUGGGUAUCGAAGACCACGUCGAGGCUGCCGCACCGGAGCCUACUGUCGUGGAGCCUCCGUUCGGCAUGCGCGGGCUACUCGCGGAAUUCAUCUGGAACAAGAAGGAAGUGGACGUGCAGAGCGGCGGCGGCGGCGGCUGCAACACCGCCUUACUACGCGUUGACGACAUGGACGCCGAGGUGUUCAAGGCCCUGCUCCAGUUUAUAUACUUGGACUCGCCUCCCCGGCCCCUCGAGAAAACAAUGGCAGAGAGGCUGCUCGUCGCGGCGGACAGGUAUGAGCUGGAGAAGUUGAAGCUCAUCUGCGAGGCAGCGUUGUUGCGGCACGUUGAUCUGAGCUCCGUGGCUGCUGCUCUAGCGUUGGCCGAGCGGCAUCAUUGCUCCGUGCUGAGGACCGCAUGCGUGCAGUUCCUCUCUUCUCCCGGUAACCUGGAAGCAUUCAUGGCAUCGGGUGGAUUUGAACAACUAAAGACAGGUUGUCCCUCUGCUCUGUUGGAGCUCCUCGUGAAGAAGAUGAUGCGUGAACAGCAAUGA
This is a messenger RNA of Triticum aestivum (bread wheat), 1237 nucleotides long. Its product is annotated as BTB/POZ and MATH domain-containing protein 2-like. The transcript is spliced from 3 exons. The record is from RefSeq and is a predicted model, not a curated record. Gene Ontology annotation, biological process: protein ubiquitination. Gene Ontology annotation, molecular function: protein binding. The coding region runs from base 113 to 1237 and encodes 374 amino acids. NCBI's taxonomy places the organism in Eukaryota, Viridiplantae, Streptophyta, Magnoliopsida, Poales, Poaceae.